This is a messenger RNA of Numida meleagris (helmeted guineafowl), 3069 nucleotides long. It is a transcript of the gene SYTL3, whose product is annotated as synaptotagmin like 3. Gene Ontology annotation, cellular component: plasma membrane; exocytic vesicle. The transcript is spliced from 16 exons. NCBI's taxonomy places the organism in Eukaryota, Metazoa, Chordata, Aves, Galliformes, Numididae. Gene Ontology annotation, molecular function: small GTPase binding; neurexin family protein binding. The record is from RefSeq and is a predicted model, not a curated record. Bases 1012 to 2874 code for a protein of 620 amino acids. Gene Ontology annotation, biological process: intracellular protein transport; exocytosis.
AAAACCAAUAAGAAACACAAAACCAAGGAAAACUUAAGGAAUUGGUAUAUUCUUAUGGUUUUAAGCUGAUUUAAUUAGCACCUCAAAUCAGAAUUUGGACAAUGAGUUUAAAGGCUACACUUUUUUUUUGCAAUUUAUAGAUCUGUGUUUGUGCAGUUUUUAUAGAUUGCUCAGAUGACCAAUGAUACCCAUACCCAUGUGUGAGAUGCUGUGUAUGCAGUGGAGUGCGCUGCUGAGGCUCAGAAUGGCAACAAUAAGUUGGGGAAAUACUUGAAGGCAACCAGAAAAUAAAUAACUCAGGGCAAAUGCAAAGGCCUACACUGUAGCAAGAAUCAUUAGCCCUGUGCAUGCAGGUUAGGAGCUGUAGUCUUGAGGUCCUGAGGGCACAGGUGGGCCUCAGCUGCACUGAUCACCCCAGCCAUGCCCUCUGCUUCAGGCCUGUCUCUCUGUGGCAUGCCUCGGCUCUAUAUCCCAAAUCCUAUUUCAGACCAGCAACUCAGGAUGAACCCUGCCUCCUCCUCUCAGCCAGCAGAGAGCCAGCAGCAGGGAUAAUGGAGCAUGGAAGAGAUUUCUAAGAUCCUGAAAUUCCAAGUCUACAAGACCAAGUGAAGCAAACCGUUCUCCCAAGUCCUUUAUGCUGGCUGUCAGUGAGUUCUCCUUCCACCUGCUUAAAGCCAUACCUGGGACCUUGCUGCAAGCUCUCAUCCCUUUUGGAACCACUUGGCAAAGAGCAAGUACUUUGAUGUGAAAAAGUCAAGGCUGUUGUGACUUUGCUGUUCAUAUUCCCUGGGUAGCAGAGACACUUAAAUGAAGACUUGUGUGAAGACAGAUGCGGUUAUUUUUUUCUUCAAGAGCGUGACGCAGCGAAACCUAUCGCCAAUGAAUUAAGAAGACAGACAACGCUUGAUAAACACUCAGAUCUCUUAAGAGCCCCAUUAUAUUCUCUAAACUAGUAUCCAUUGUUUUGAAUGUGGUAGAGCAGUAAGUCAGGAGUUGUGAAGUUUGGGGAAAAUGGCCUGUGAAUUUAACCUAAACUUCCUUAAGGAAUUGGAGCGAGAGGCUGUUCUGCAAGUCCUGUACCGUGACCAGAUCGUGAGAAAAACAGAGGAAGAAAGAGUAAGGAAACUGAAAAUGCAGCUGCACCAGCUUCGAUGGAAAGGGGCAAGAAAUGUAAGCCAUGAAUACCAGGAGAGAUCUUGUGCUCGCUGCCAGAAAUCCCUUGGAUUGUUGAUGAACAGAGGUGCAGUGUGCAACGGGUGUAGUCAUCGAGUGUGCUCGGAAUGUCGUGUCUGCCUGAAGCCUUCCCUUUGGAAAUGCACUGUUUGUUAUGCUCAUGGGGAUGUGAAAGUAAAGGCUGGUGAAUGGUUCUUUGAGGAACGAGCCAAGAAAUAUCCAGAUGAAGGCAGACAUGAAACAGCUGGUGCAAAGCUCUUGAAAUCUUAUCAGAAGCUGAGUAAAAUUUCUAUUGUACCUCCAACUCCACCUCCUUACACUGAACCCACAGCAGGCAGUAACGUGAAGGAACUUGGACAGUCUAAAAGUUUUAAUAAAUCUGUGGAAAACUUGUUUUUGUCUCUCACAACACAUAUAAAAAAAAUCUCUAAGUCCCAGAAUGAUAUGGCUGACAGAAGUCUUCUAACGACAGAUUAUGGGCAUAAUGUGGAAAGAAGGAAGCAAAGGAGGAGCCAGUCUGACACAGCCAUCAACAUUACGAGCAGGAAGAAAAGUACACCCAGUCUUCAAGAGCUCUUCUAUGGGGCUCAAAAUGACAAUGACAUUCUUACCAAAAGGAGUUGCAAGCAAGAGGAAGACAUAACAACCAGUCCCACAAGUGAUGCCGUUUUCUGUGAUGGCAGGAAACAUGGGAGUUUGUAUAGUCUUAACAGCACUUGCACUGAAGCUGGCAACUUUGGCAAAGCUAACGUCACAGGAGAAAUAGAGUUUGCCAUUAGAUACAUCUUCAAAGCUUGCAUCUUAGAAAUUUGCAUCAAGGGAUGCAAGAAUCUGGCUUAUGGAGAGGAGAAGAAGAAAAAAUGUAAUCCGUAUGUCAAGGUUUAUUUACUUCCUGAUAAAUCUUCUCGGAGUAAGAGGAAGACAGCUGUCAAAAAGAACACGGUGGAUCCAGAAUUUGAUGAGAUUUUGAAGUACAAGAUUGAGUGCUCCCAGCUGGGAAGUCGGCAGCUUCAGAUCUCUGUGUGGCAUGCAGGAGCGCUCAAGUACAGGGUGUUUUUGGGGGAAGUGGUGAUUCCACUGGCAGCAUGGUGUUUUGAAGAUAGCUCAAUGGAGUCGUUCAACUGGUACCAGCUCAAAUCCAAGCACGAAAAGCCUGAAGAUUAUCUUAUUCAAUACAGCGGAGAACUCCUGGUGUCUGCAAGACUGUCAGUAUCAGCCCAGUAUAAAAAUGUCCAGUUUGAAAGCUGGAUGACAGAAGGAAAAAAAGACCAAGGAUUUUCCAACUGCCAGCUUCAGGUUAUGAUAUUUGGGGCCAGGAACUUGCCUGUGCUGAGAUCUGCUGGAAUGCUGAACUCGUUCGUUAAAGGCUGUCUUAUCCUUUCAGACCAAGCAGAGUUAAAGCAAAAGUCACCUGUGGUGAAGAAAGAAGACUGUCCUCAGUGGAGACACUUGUUUGUCUUUGAUGUUACCCCAGCUCAGCUACAGCAGUCGUGUCUACACUUGACUGUCUGGGACCAGUCAACUUUUGGUUCACCUGAUCAAUUCCUAGGGGGAGCCAAGCUUGGUGCAACACAGUCACUUGGUUUUACAGACCCCAUUUCUCCAUCAGUGCUUCAAUGGCAAGAAGUAUUCCACAGGCCAAACACGUGGAUGGACUUCACACUUACACUGCAUUCAAAUAUGGAGAACUUUAAAUCAUGAAGAUAAUGGCCUAACUGCUUUCCCUUCUCAGUGGGUGAUAUUUCGAGUGGCACAUAUACAUUCUAGGCAUGGAGAAAGGUACUGUUGUGGUGUACCCUACUCCAGUGCUUGGGGAAUUGAGUUGUAAGUUUGAAUGGCUGUGAUACUGAAGGUCUUAUUUCUCAAAAAAAUAAAGCUUCGUUAUCUUAUACCCCA